Molecule: messenger RNA, 3108 nt
Organism: Saccostrea cuccullata (small rock oyster)
Lineage: Eukaryota; Metazoa; Mollusca; Bivalvia; Ostreida; Ostreidae
Product: probable 3',5'-cyclic phosphodiesterase pde-5
Exons: 26
Coding region: 213-2768 (851 amino acids)
Biological process (GO): negative regulation of receptor guanylyl cyclase signaling pathway; signal transduction
Molecular function (GO): protein binding; 3',5'-cGMP-stimulated cyclic-nucleotide phosphodiesterase activity
Source: RefSeq, a predicted model, not a curated record
GGCAGUAAGAGUAAACAUAGGUAUAGAUUGAAUUACGCGCUACGAUCACAAGGACGAGAAUUUAAAUGCUUAAAACUUCCAAGACGAGAACGCCAUAAUCCCCCGAGUUCGAAAAUACCGAGGUCAGUGGGCAACAUAUUCAGAAGUUCUGUGAUCGAUUGGAAAUGUAAGACGGGGGACCGAACAGGACGGGAAAUGUUACCCUCCCCACUAUGGCAGAUCUUCAGACCGAGACGGUGACCCAGUUUUUGUUUGACAAUCCGGAUUUCCUCGAUUCCUUUGUGAUACAGCACGUCCAUGAAGACAGAGUUCGACAGUGGUCACAACGGAAACAUAAAGGUCAAGGUCACCAUGCCUUGACCCUCACAAAUGGUGAUUUAUUUAAAGACCACAGGAGCAAUUGGAAGAACUGUGUUCAGUCCAAAAAAUGGCGGGUUCUUCAGGAAUUAACGAAAGACAACACAACAAAUAAAGCCCGAGUGUUCACGGAACUCGCUGCGUGCGCAGCUGAAUCCGUAAACGCAGACGGACACAACUUAUACUUAGUCGAUGAUCAAAACCAGUUAUUCUUGGCCAGUAAAAGUAGCAAAAACCAACGCGCCCCGACAACAUGUGUUGGGAGAAUCGAACCUCGCACCACCCUCCCCGCCUAUGUGGCGUACACCAAGGAGUCGGUGGUCUCCCAAAACCUCGUGGGGGAUCCUCGAUUUCCUCUGGGGUUCGGCGUGGAAACAGAAAAAGGAGUGUCUGCUAUAGCAGUCCCACUCCUUCACGGCAACAACACCGUUCUAGGUGUUGUUGAAUUAUAUAGAAACUACGGCAACAUGCCUUUCUCCGUGGAAGAAGAAGAGGUAGCAGAAAUGAUGCUAGUGUGGGCAGAUAUUUGUAUGGAAUACGUGGAGAUGUACAACAGCAUGAUGAAACAGAGGAAGCUGAACGAUUUCCUUUUAGCAGUAACUAAGUCAAUUUUCCAAGAUAUAGUCAGUAUGGAUACAGUGAUCAUGAAAAUAAUGAAUUAUGCCAAAAAGCUGGUGAUUGCCGACAGAGCAUCCUUGUUCUUGGUGGACACGAAAAGUCGCGAACUGUACGCGCGGAUCUUUGACACUGGGAGGGUGGAGGAACAUAUUCCUCAGAAAGAAAUCAGGUUCCCUAUGGACAGGGGCGUGGCAGGUCAUGUGGCCUCCACGGGGGAGGUGCUUAAUAUAGCGGACGCCUACACGGACAGUCGGUUUAACCGCGAUGUCGACUUACAAACCGGAUACAGAACAAAAAGCAUACUAUGUAUGCCUAUCUAUAACCGGGGAAAUAUUAUUGGUGUGGUUCAGAUGGUAAAUAAAAUCGACGGAGUUUUUACAAAAGCAGAUGAAGAGUCAUUCGAAACCUUUGCUAUUUAUUGUGGACUAGCUCUUCACCAUGCUAAACUGUAUGACAAGAUCCGCCGAUCGGAACAGAAGUACCGUGUUGCGGUAGAGGUUCUGUCCUACCACAGUCAGUGUAACGAUGAGGAGUACCAGAUGGUGAAAACAAUGCCCAUUCCCGACGACAUUCCCGACAUUCUAGACUACGAUUAUUCCCCUUGGGCGAUCGACAACGAUAAUAAGCCUGUGUAUGUCCUGUACAUGAUGCGGGACAUCUUUAACAUGCACUCACAUAGAAACAAAAACGAAGAAAGAAGGUUUGACAUUGACGACAUGAUUCGGUUCACUCUGACUGUACGCAAAAAUUACCGGAAUGUGCCCUACCAUAACUGGGCGCAUGCGUUCUCCGUGGCCCACGCCAUGUUCGCCGUCAUCAAAACAUCCCAGCAUCACUUCACGCCUAUUGAGAGUCUGGCCUUAUAUAUUGCUUGUCUCUGUCAUGACCUUGAUCACAGGGGAAAGACGAACGCUUUUAUGGUCAAGAGCGCGGCUCCCCUGGCUGCCAUUUACUCCACAUCUACUAUGGAGCACCAUCAUUUCAACCAUACUGUCACCAUAUUACAGAAUGAAGGUCACAAUAUUUUCAAACACCUUACCUCAGCAGAAUACAAACAGAUUUUGAGUGAUAUAAGACAUUGUAUUCUGGCCACUGACUUGGCCUUGUUCUUUGGAAACAGGUCUCGCUUGCAGGAUAUUGCUGACAAAGGAGAAUUUUCAUGGGAAAAUGCAGAACACAGACGUCUUGUUAUGGCCAACAGCAUGACGGCAGCCGACCUGUGUUCUAUGUAUAAACCCUGGGAUCUUCAGGUACAACUCGUUGACGUCAUCAUGGAAGAAUUCUGGCAGCAGGGGGAUGAGGAGCGAUCACAAGGACUAACUCCUAUGCCGAUGAUGGACAGACAAAAAAAGAAUGAAUUACCACACCUUGAGGUGGGGUUUUUGGUGGGCAUUUGCCUCCCUUGUUACGAGGUGAUGGCGCAGAUCCUCCCGGAAACAAAACCAAUGGUUGACGGAGCCAUUGCUAACUUAAAGAAAUGGCGGGAAUUAGCAGAAAAGGAAGCUUUGGAGAAGGAAAAAGAAAAUGAGGAACCACAAAAACCACAGCAAACGGAUGAUAACCAGGAAAAAGAGAAAGAAGAACCAGUUACCACAACAGAGAAACCCAGUGAUGACGCUAUAGUGACGUCAGAAAAGACUCUUUUAUCGGCAGGAGACGGUUUAGAUGACAGUGCUUCAGAUACAAGUUUUUUGGCGGCAGGUAAACCGCUGCCAGACAUUUCUAGUGAUCAAACCUCAAAUGUGUCGUCAGAGAAAACAGUGCUAUCAUUACACAGCGAAGAAUCACGAUAAUUACUGUUCUUUUUGAGAGAUGUUUAUUUUUGUUACAGUGAUGUAAAAUAUUUGAGCGCCAUGGAGCGUUUCCAUGACAAUGAACUUUGUGUUUAACCACUACGCAGGGUAACCAUGGAGCGCGCAUGCUCUGUGAUGCAAGGUCUGUGAUUUAUUUAUAUUUCUUACCAGAGAGGGUAUGCUGUUUGGAUACUCUCUUAUAAAUUAUUCGGAACCUCUUAUUUAUUUUCAUGACGAUAAUACUCCACGACGUUCCAUCCUUUCUGCGUUUUAUUCCGUUAAGUGUUUUAUCGUAACGUUGACGUGUUGGAUAUUGUAGAUUAAAAUGUUAUCAAAGUUA